Messenger RNA from Geodia barretti, 966 nucleotides. The record is from the annotation of a GenBank genome assembly. Lineage: Eukaryota; Metazoa; Porifera; Demospongiae; Tetractinellida; Geodiidae.
AUGGCGUUUCAGGCUUCGACAAGCGUGGAAGCGGAGGGGUGGCAGCACAAUUUGAGAGCCAAGCUCGUUGAACUGCUCGGCGAUUUUCCGGGCAAGAGGUGCGAAUUGCUGCCCAGAGUCACGGAAACGAGGGAGUUCCCGACUUAUACCCGUGAAACGGUGCUGUUUCAAAGCCGUCCAAACAUGACCGUUUUCGGCUAUCUGUUGCUGCCUAAAGAUUUUGAAACGCCGGGUCCCACCAUCCUUUGUCUACAUGGACACGGACGCGGUGUUGACGACAUCGUUGGGAUUCAGGAAGAUGGCACAAUGCGAACCGAAUACGGUGAGUACCAAAACGACUUUGCCCUUCAGUGUGUCGAUCGGGGUUACGCCGCAUUGGCAAUUGAGCAGUUCGGAUUUGGGCAUCGCCGAGAUGAUGUAGCGUGUCAACGGGGGGCCGGCAAUUCAUCGUGUCAGCCCUCUUCCGGGGCAGCAUUUCUGCUCGGACAGACGAUGAUUGGCUGGCGGGUUUACGAUGCGAUGCGAUCUCUCGACUACCUUUCAACACGCCCUGAGAUCGACAUGAACCGCAUUGGCGUUAUGGGAAUCUCUGGCGGCGGCACGACAACCUUUUACUCGGCGGCAAUAGAUGAGCGGUUCAAGGCUGCUGUCGUCAGCGGCUAUUUCAAUACAUUCCGCGACAGCAUCUUGAGUAUCAGCCACUGUAUCGACAACUAUAUCCCCGGUGUUCUCAAGUACGCGGAGAUGUAUGACAUCGCUGGCUUGAUUGCCCCGCGGGCAAUGUUCGUCGAAUCCGGCACGGAAGAUACUAUCUUCCCAAUUGAUGCCACCCGAUUUGCGUUUGACCAAGCGCAAGAAAUUUUUCGUGUCUUCGGUGCCGAAGAUCAGUUGGGGCUUGAGGUGUUUGAAGCUGCCCAUAGCUUUCACGGGGUUGGGGCAUUUCAAUUUCUCGACCAAAAGUUGUGA